UUACGAGAGACGACGCCAUCUUGGGGCGGCCGCAGCGGUUGGUAGACAGGCCGAGUUGAGUGCACGUCUAGGCCAAGAUGCCGCAGUACCAGACCUGGGAGGAGUUCAGUCGCGCGGCCGAGAAGCUCUACCUGGCGGACCCGAUGAAAGCGCGGGUGGUUCUCAAAUAUAGGCAUGCUGAUGGGAAUUUGUGUAUUAAAGUAACAGAUGAUUUAGUUUGCUUGGUGUACAAAACAGAUCAAGCCCAAGAUGUGAAGAAGAUUGAGAAGUUCCACAGUCAGCUGAUGCGACUUAUGGUAGCCAAGGAGUCCCGCAGUGUUACCAUGGAAACAGACUGACAGUUUGAAAUGAAGAUUCUGUUUAUUCUGUUUGUAGGAAGUAAAUAUCUUUUGAAAUUGAGAAAGUAUUGGAACAAAAAAUACUUUAUGUAACUGAGUGGGCUAUUCAAAAGCCAAGAGAUCAUUUUUUGUAUUUUCUUUUUAAUGUUUAUCUUAGAGCUGUGGAAUAUAAAUGCUUUCACUUAGAGAACCAUUAUUUAUAUUUUGGAAAUUGAACAAGAAAUGCAUUUAUCUUAGAAACUUGUAAAAACUAUUUGAUGUUGGGCAGAAUGUAUAAUUAUUUUUCUGGUAAAUAUGUAUCAGUAAUUUUAAAAUGAAAUACCAAGAAAAGCCAGAUCUUACAUUUAGUUCAUCUGCCUUUAAGAGAAAAUUAAAUGUAACCAUUUUAGUGAAUUGUUAUAUUUCUUUCUUUGGAACACAAACUUGCACUGAUAAUAACCAAUAAAUAUGUAUGGCAACUGGAA
Molecule: messenger RNA, 802 nt
Organism: Fukomys damarensis (Damara mole-rat)
Lineage: Eukaryota; Metazoa; Chordata; Mammalia; Rodentia; Bathyergidae
Gene: Srp9
Product: signal recognition particle 9
Exons: 3
Coding region: 78-338 (86 amino acids)
Biological process (GO): negative regulation of translational elongation; SRP-dependent cotranslational protein targeting to membrane
Cellular component (GO): signal recognition particle, endoplasmic reticulum targeting
Molecular function (GO): 7S RNA binding
Source: RefSeq, a predicted model, not a curated record